Messenger RNA from Lactuca saligna, 354 nucleotides. The record is from the annotation of a GenBank genome assembly. NCBI's taxonomy places the organism in Eukaryota, Viridiplantae, Streptophyta, Magnoliopsida, Asterales, Asteraceae.
AUGGUGAAAUUUCAUCUUGUAUCUUGGCGGGGAAACCGUUGUUGCAGCCAUGGCGGUGUGGCCCAUUUUUUCGAUCAAAAUAAUAGAUCUGAGCCUCAAAUGUUAAUGUUACCAUUGAUUUUUUUUACUCCAAUCAGGAUUAUCAGAGAAGCCAUUGCUAGUUUAGGUAGUCCUGCUCCUAUAUUGGUUUCAGAAGGGGCUAACACCAUGGAUGUGGGUCAAUUCGUUUUGGUCCAAAUGGAACCCAAAACCUAUUUAGAUGCAGGAACAUGGGGGGCAAUGGGUGUUGGUUUAAUAGCUUCGCCUGAUCAGCUUGUAGUUGAAAAACUUACUGUUGAAUCAAAUGGUGCUUGA